This is a messenger RNA of Lethenteron reissneri (Far Eastern brook lamprey), 7262 nucleotides long. Its product is annotated as EGF-containing fibulin-like extracellular matrix protein 2. Gene Ontology annotation, molecular function: calcium ion binding. NCBI's taxonomy places the organism in Eukaryota, Metazoa, Chordata, Hyperoartia, Petromyzontiformes, Petromyzontidae. The record is from RefSeq and is a predicted model, not a curated record.
GGGGGGAGAGAGUGGGGAGAGAGUGGGGAGAGAGAGGGGGGAGAGUGGGGGGACUGUGCGAGGGGAGAUUGAGGGAGGGGGGCUCAACUACACCGCACUUCAGCGCGCUCUGCUCGCCUCUCUUCGUCAACACAAUCAGCAGCAGCAGCAGCUCGUAUCUCUCGAUCAUCACAAUCAUCAUCUUCACAAUCAGCAUCUUCGCAAUCAGCAUCUUCACAAUCAGCAUCAUCACAAUCAACAUCAUCACAAUCAGCAGCAGCAGCUCGUAUCUCUCGAUCAUCACAAUCAUCAUCUUCACAAUCAGCAUCAUCACAAUCAGCAUCUUCACAAUCAGCAUCUUCACAAUCAGCAUCUUCACAAUCAGCAGCAUCAGCAUCAUCAGCGUCCGCGCGCUGCUCUCCGCCCCGCGUGCAGUUGCCUGCGAGUUUGCGUGGAGGCUGUGAAGUCGCGAGUUCACAGAGGAGCACCCUCCAUCACCACCAUCAUCAUCACCAACCUCAUCACCACCAUCAUCACCACCAUCAUCACUACCACAGCGGCCCCAGCAACGGGCGCUUUCGGGACAUUGCAUUGGGCGCGGUGCUAAGACCUGACAGCCGCUGCUGCUGAUCGAUAGGGAGCAGGAGGGGAGCAAGGUGGAAGCAGAGGACAAGCAAGGGAGGAGCUGAGGAGGAGCAGAGAGGAAGCACGCAGCUCGGAGCAAGCAGGGGAGCAGCAGGGCAAGUGCCAUGCUGGCCGGGAGGAGAGGGGGGGGUCCCUCUGCUGGGGUCUGGGCCCCGCGUCUCGUCGGGGUCUGCUUACUCCUCGCCAGCCUCACCUCAUCGCAGAGUCCCAACGGGGUCACGGCACCACUAACGGACUGCUCCGAGGGUUACCUGUGGAACGCCGACCGGCAGCAGUGCCUGGACGUGAACGAGUGCGAGAUCAUCCCGGACGCGUGCAAGGGGCAGCUGAAGUGCAUCAACCACUUCGGGGGCUACCUGUGCCUGCCCCGCUCCGCGCUCGUCAUCCGCACCCCCUUGGGCGAGACCCACGGCGGCGGUGGGGGCGGCGCCUUCCAGCCCGCCGGGGAGAGCCCCCCGGGGGGCCACGCGGCCCCCCCGCCAAGGAGGGCGGUGACGGAGGUGGGGGACGCGGCCGAGGACGUGUUGAGCCCCUGCGCGCCGGGACACGGCCUGCAGGAUGGCGUGUGCGUGGACGUGGAUGAGUGUGUGGGGGGGGGCGAGCCGGUGUGCCCCCCAUCCAAGACGUGCGCCAACACCGCGGGCAGCUACACGUGCCAGUGCCCCAGCGGCUACCAGGAGAGCUACGGAGGCGUCUGCGUCGACAUCAACGAGUGUCUGUACGGGCACUGCCAGCAGCGCUGCGUCAACUCGCCGGGCUCGUACCGCUGCCAAUGCUCAGCGGGGUUCGUGCUGGCGGACAACGACCACUCGUGCCAGGACGUGGACGAGUGUGCGGGCGAGCAGCCGCCGUGCGCCCAGCUGUGCGCCAACUCGCACGGCAGCUUCCAGUGCCGCUGCGAGGCGGGGUACUCGCUGGCUCGCGACCGCCGGGCCUGCACCGAUGUGGACGAGUGCCGCCACUCCACCUCGCUGUGCCACUACCGGUGCCACAACACGGACGGCAGCUUCCACUGCAGCUGCCCCGAGGGCUUCUCCAUGCACAGCAACAACCGCAGCUGCCUGGACGUGAACGAGUGUGAGGGGGGGUCUGGGGGGCCCGCUUGCCGCGACUCCCAGCGCUGCUACAACCUGCCCGGCGGGCACCGCUGCAUCGACGCGCUCGUGUGUCGCGAGCCCUACACGCAGUCCGCAGACGACCUGUGCGUGUGCCCCAGCGAGCUGCCCGCGUGCACGGACCUGCCCUACUCGGUGCGCUACAAGUUCAUGGACAUCGCGGGCGGGCGCCGCGUCCCCGCAGACAUCUUCUACCUGCAGUCGCGCGUCCACUACCAGGGCGCCUACAACUCCUUCCAGAUCCGCGCCGGCAACGAGGCCAAGGAAUUCGUGCUCAGGCAACUGAACGAGCACACGGCGAUGCUGGCGCUGAUCCGUGCGGUGCGAGGGCCUCGCGACAUCCCCCUGGAGCUGGAGGUGGUCACGGUGCACCCGCUGCUGGGCCUGCACACAUCCUCGCUGCUACGCCUGCACAUCUUCGUGACGAGCCAGCCGUUCGGCAACCGCUGAGUCCCAGCGUCGUCAUCGUGACCCCCCCACCCACUAACCCCCCCCCCCACUAACCCCCCCACUAACCCCCCCCCCUCACUAACCCCCACACACAGCGCAGAGCCGCCAGGCGCGGACGUUCCGGAUGGCCCCCGCCCCACCGCAUGGAGUCGUCGCCACGCUCGAAUCGUAGCGACGCAGGGGGUGCACGCAGUGACGUCGGCAGCCCGCCCGCUCUCCUAACCUCACCGAACCCCUCUCAGCCCCCCCUCCCAUCUCCACCCGGGCCCCCACCCUCCCUCCUCCCCCCAGCGUCUCCGCGGGCCGAAGUCGCUUCUCCGCGUGCUGCAUCCGUGGGGGUUGCGCGGCGGCGGUGGCGGCAGCAGCAGGAGCGGCGCUGCACCGGCAGCACCCAGCCCCCUGCGGGCCGCCGCCUCCUCCUCCUCGCUCCGGCAGCCGCUCGCGUCGUUCUGCGUGCGCGGUGUGCCGCUCUCGUUCUGCGUGCGCGGUUUGCCGCUCUCGUUCUGCGUACGCGGCGUGCCGCUCUCGUUCUGCGUGCGCGGUUUGCCGCUCUCUUUCUGCGUGCGCGGCAGCCGCUCGCGUCGUUCUGCGUGCGCGGUGUGCCGCUCUCGUUCUGCGUGCGCGGUUUGCCGCCCGUCCAGACACUGAGCAGCCUCAACGCCUACUUAGCUUCCCAGAUCUGCCUGGAUCCGGACCGAGUGCAUUCUGCGUGACCUGGCCGCAUAGCCUGUGUAUAUAUAUAUAAACUCAUUCGACGGAGACUUUCUAUACUUUAUAUUUUAAGCUUGUCCCGCCCCUCCCCCGCUUUGCCCAAAAUGUUUUAUAUUUGUAUCGUUCUGACAUCGGAUGUGUGGGUUCGGCCACGGCAAUGAUCCCGGCCAAAUCUGCGUUGUUGAGAACCCCUCCACCACCCGGCAGCAAACGGAAUCGUCGAGCGAGCGAACGAGCGAGCGAACGAGCAACAGGCCAAGUUUGACAAGAAACCUCUCUCUCGUCUGAGCCGCCCGAAUCUCAUUCCAUGCAAUCGCAGCAAUCGGUCUCGUUGCUAAACCCGGCCACGAGAAGUGGUUGCUCUCCGGCGAGUUUAAUAACAAUCGGCGCAUUGUGAAACGGGUGUCACGGUGGCUAGGAGAUGUUAACUACCUCGCCUGGUGUACAGGAGGUCGUGGGUUCGAUCUCCACCCUGACGCUCGCUGCUGUAUAUGUGGAGUUUGCGUCUCUCUCCCCGUGGUCGCGUGGAUGUUUCUCCAGCUCCCUCCGGGUUUUCCCUCCACGUCUAGAAUCGACAUCACGUGUCAAGAGAAGCCACUUCGUCCAGCUCGCGGUUGUGAUGGGCAGGUCGCUUCUGAAAACAAAAAUAGCGAUGGAGCUCAGUGGGGCCUUACCUCCUAAAAAAAUACCAAAAUAUUUUCGUAAAAUAAGUUUUAGCACGACAACAACAACGACAACAACAACAACAACGGCGACGACGACGGCGGCGACGGGCGAGCGGUGACGCAGCUGGCGCGCGCGUCACAACUUCGGUGCGUUUGGGUCCCGUCGGGUGGCGGAGGGUUCUUACACGGCGACGAUUUUGGCCGUCGUCGUCAGCUCGCUGAACCGCGAUGUUUAAACUCUCGCCCUCCUCGCGUCGUCAAAACCCCGUCUCUGCGUUCGCGGCGGUGACGCUGCCCUUUUGCCUCUUGAUUAUUACGGAUUUGUUGAUGCAUUCGUUGUUUUUUUAUAUUCCUUCUAAGGUUAUAUCCCUGUGUUUGACCGAUGGCGCGCGCGUGUGUGCGUGCGUGCACGCGUGUGUGUGUGUGCGUGUGUGUGUGCGUGCCCGCGCGUGUGUGUGUGCGUGCACGCGUGUGUGUGCGUGCACGUGUGUGUGCGCGUGUGUGUGCGUGUGUGUGUGCGCGUGUGCGUGUGUGCGUGUGUGUGCGUGUGUGUGCGCGUGCACGCGUGUGUGUAUGUGUGUGUGUGCGUGUGCGCGCGUGCGUGUGUGUGCGUGUGCGUGUGUGUGCGUGUGUGUGCGUGCACGUGUGUGUGCGCGUGUGCGUGUGUGCGUGCGUGUGUGCGUGUGUGUGUGUGUGCGCGUGUGCGCGUGUGCGUGCGUGUGCGUGUGUGUGUGCGUGUGUGUGCGCGUGCACGCGUGUGUGUAUGUGUGUGUGUGCGUGUGCGCGAGCGUGCGUGUGUGUGCGUGUGCUCGCGGGAGCGAGCGGUGGCGCAACGGUCAGCGCGCUCCGUGCUCGGUCGCCCGGCGGUCCCGAGUUCGAUCGCCGCUCGCGAUCGCCAGCGAUCGGCGAACAUCGGAACCGGACCUGGGGCCUCGCCUAGAUCGACUCGGCUUAAACUGGAUAACCCAGGCGCCGUGUGUAAACAUGAGCACAGCGUGGUCUCUGGGCGCAGCACCGCGACUUGUUGUUCGUGCACGAGGGCUCCCUUCAUGAGCGUGCGCUCACAGCACUUGUUGUGAUUAUUUUUUUUUUAAACCCAUAGAAUAUAUACAUGAGUAGUGUUAACCCUCGCUCUAAUUAACAUCCUGUCGUCAUGAAACGUGCCAUCACACACACCGUGACAACCACACACCCCGUGACAACCACACACACCGUGACAACCACACACACACCGUGACAACCACACACACCGUGAUAACCACACACACACCGUGACAACCACACACACACCGUGACAACCACACACACACCGUGACAACCACACACACACCGUGACAACCACACACACACCGUGACAACCACACACACCGUGACAACCACACACCUCCAGACAACCACACACACACCGUGACAACCACACACACACCGUGACAACCACACACACACCGUGACAACCACACACACCGUGACAACCACACACACACCGUGACAACCACACACACACCGUGACAACCACACACACACCGUGACAACCACACACACCGUGAUAACCACACACACACACCGUGAUAACCACACACACACCGUGACAACCACACACACACCGUGACAACCACACACACCGUGACAACCACACACACACCGUGACAACCACACACACACCGUGACAACCACACACACACCGUGACAACCACACACACACCGUGACAACCACACACACACCGUGAUAACCACACACACACCGUGACAACCACACACACACCGUGACAACCACACACACACCGUGACAACCACACACACACCGUGACAACCACACACACACCGUGACAACCACACACACACCGUGACAACCACACACACACCGUGACAACCACACACACACCGUGACAACCACACACACACCGUGACAACCACACACACACCGUGACAACCACACACACACCGUGACAACCACACACACACCGUGACAACCACACACACACCGUGACAACCACACACACACCGUGACAACCACACACACACCGUGACAACCACACACACACCGUGACAACCACACACACACCGUGACAACCACACACACCGUGACAACCACACACACACCGUGACAACCACACACACACCGUGACAACCACACACACCGUGACAACCACACACACACCGUGACAACCACACACACACACCGUGACAACCACACACACACCGUGACAACCACACACACACACCGUGACAACCACACACACCGUGACAACCACACACCGUGACAACCACACACACCGUGACAACCACACACACCGUGACAACCACACACACACCGUGACAACCACACACACCGUGAUAACCACACACACACCGUGACAACCACACACACACCGUGACAACCACACACACAUCGUGACAACCACACACACACCGUGACAACCACACACACACCGUGACAACCACACACACCGUGACAACCACACACACACCGUGACAACCACACACACACCGUGACAACCACACACACACCGUGACAACCACACACACACCGUGAUAACCACACACACACACCGUGAUAACCACACACACACACCGUGACAACCACACACACCGUGACAACCACACACACAUCGUGACAACCACACACACACCGUGACAACCACACACACACCGUGAUAACCACACACACACCGUGACAACCACACACACACCGUGACAACCACACACACAUCGUGACAACCACACACACACCGUGACAACCACACACACCGUGACAACCACACACACACCGUGACAACCACACACACACGGUGACAACCACACACACACCGUGAUAACCACACACACACCGUGACAACCACACACACACCGUGACAACCACACACACAUCGUGACAACCACACACACACCGUGACAACCACACACACCGUGACAACCACACACAUCGUGACAACCACACACACACCGUGACAACCACACACACACCGUGACAACCACACACACACCGUGACAACCACACACACACCGUGACAACCACACACACCGUGACAACCACACACACACCGUGACAACCACACACACCGUGACAACCACACACACCGUGACAACCACACACACACCGUGACAACCACACACACCGUGACAACCACACAUAGAGAUACAGAGAGAUACCUAUGAACCCAGGGAGACACAUCGAGAUACACAGUUUAUUUUGUUAACCGGCUGUGAGAACUCAGGAGGUCGUGGGUUCGAUCACGAGCCUGACGAUGCCUGCUGCUGGAGUUUGAGUCUGCGUGUCUCUCCCCGUGGUCGCGUGGAUUUUUCUCCGGCUCCUCUGGGUUUCCCUCCAUACAGAGCACCGUUGGUCUUACCUGGUACAACAAAAACAAGUUUAAGUUUUAAAUAGUUUAGUUUACAAGUUACAAGUCAGGCCACGUGAUGUGAAGCCGUGCAAGUCGUGCCUUGCCCACAGGGCUGGAUGUCGUCGGCCUUGCUCACUGCUCACGGUAAAUUCACCUUCUCGUUACCGUCUCUAGUGGGCAUACCACAUUAUUUUAAGGUUAUAGUAAGUGUAUAUUUUUUAAACGUGAUGUACCUUGAUAAUGUUCAUAAUUAAUAUAUACCCAAGUCAAACACAAUAUCACGGUACAAGUUUUAUAGAAGUGCCUGUAAUUCUCUGCUGAGCUGGUAAUUAUUAAGUUCAAUAAACAUUAAUUUC